AUGUUCAGGAGAGUCGCAGCAGCCGUGCCUGCCCAGGCCGGACGAGUACUUGCAACCGCCGCGAGACCCAGCAUCGCAUCGCCCAUCCGCACAGCAGCACCCGCAGUAUCAGCAGUCGGACGGCGGCAAUACCACGAGAAAGAUAAAUUCACCUCACUGCUCGACCACUACAACAGGCCACGAAAUGUCGGUUCAAUGUCAAAGACUGAUAGCGAUGUCGGCACCGGACUCGUCGGCGCACCCGCAUGUGGCGAUGUCAUGAAGCUCCAGAUCCGAGUUGACCCGAACAACAACACCAUCAGCGAUGUAAAGUUCAAGACAUUCGGAUGUGGCAGCGCAAUUGCCAGCUCGAGUUAUCUGACCGAGUUGGUCCGAGGCAUGACAUUGGAGGAUGCGGCGCGGAUCAAGAACACAGAGAUUGCCAAAGAGCUCUGCCUACCACCUGUAAAGCUGCACUGCUCUAUGCUUGCCGAGGACGCCAUCAAGUCCGCCAUCUCCAACUACUACACCAAGAACCCCAAGGCACGACAAACAGAUCUGGGCGGCAAGUCGGCGCCAUUGCCAAAGGUUGAAGUCGAGACUGUGUCCUCUGCGGCGGCCUAA
Messenger RNA from Bipolaris victoriae FI3, 603 nucleotides. RefSeq lists its product as hypothetical. Gene Ontology annotation, cellular component: mitochondrial matrix; cytoplasm. The record is from RefSeq and is a predicted model, not a curated record. The transcript is spliced from 4 exons. NCBI's taxonomy places the organism in Eukaryota, Fungi, Ascomycota, Dothideomycetes, Pleosporales, Pleosporaceae. Gene Ontology annotation, molecular function: ferrous iron binding; 2 iron, 2 sulfur cluster binding. The coding region runs from base 1 to 603 and encodes 200 amino acids. Gene Ontology annotation, biological process: intracellular iron ion homeostasis; iron-sulfur cluster assembly.